UACAAACCAACAAGAUUAUGGGGUUUCAGCGGCCACGUACAGACCAUCCUUCACAGUAUCAUCGGGCGCGUCCGUUGUCCUUGGCCGAUUGGAGAACGAGUGUACAUCGCACUUCCCGAUGAGACCACUCUCACCUACGAUCUUUAUCAACCGCUAACUAACGAUUACGAAGAUGAUGUGACAAUUGCCAUCUGCCCUGGGAUUUGUAAUAGUUCUGAAAGUGUUUAUAUCAGAACUUUCGUACACUUUGCCCAAUGCCAUGGAUACCGGUGUGCUGUACUUAAUCACGUUGGAGUUCUUUCUAGUGUUAAGAUCACUGCACCUCGGAUUUUUACCUACGGACAUACCGACGAUUAUCACAUGAUGCUACAGAGUUUGAUAGAAAAGCAUUCGAAUACAAAAAUAAUUUGCAUUGGCUUCAGCUUGGGCGGCAAUCUUGUGACUAAGUACUUGGGAGAACGAGGAUCGCAUAAAUUAUCCAGUAUAAUCGGUGGCAUAUCUAUUUGCCAAGGGUAUAAUGCUAUCGAAGGUACAAAGUUCCUACUUAACUGGCAAAAUUUUCGACGUUUCUACUUGUACAUAAUGACAGAAUCGGUGAAGAAUAUUAUAAUUAAACAUAAAAAUAUCUUGCUAUCCGAGGAAGUCAAACAGAGGUGUAAUUUAAACGAAUGGGAUAUCAUAUCUGCUGCAACAUUGCCGGAACUUGAUGAAGCAUACACUAGAAAGGUGCACAACUUUAGAUCCGUAAAGGAAUUGUACAAAUGGAGUAGCUCUCUUUUCUACUUAGAUAAUAUCUCGACACCUAUGGUAUUUAUUAAUGCGUUAGACGAUCCUAUUGUACCUGAGAUGUUGUUGGAACCCAUCAAGGAACAUGCCAAAACUCAUCCAAAGACUUUGUAUGUAGAACUGGCUCACGGCGGGCAUUUGGGAUUUUACGAAGGUGGUCUCCUUUAUCCGAAUCCUAUAACAUGGCUAGAUCGUACAUUGGUCUCUCUCGUAGGAUCUCUCACAUUAGCACAAUCAUUGAAAACCUCU
Molecule: messenger RNA, 1035 nt
Organism: Heterotrigona itama
Lineage: Eukaryota; Metazoa; Arthropoda; Insecta; Hymenoptera; Apidae
Source: the annotation of a GenBank genome assembly